AUGGUCAGCACCCGUUCAACAGUGCAGAAAUUGAUUCCACUUGAUCCAGAACUUGAGCAGAAUUUAAGGAGGAGGCGCAGAGAGCAAAAUUUGCAGCGGGUUCGUCCACUGCAGGAAACAUUUCUGGACACAGUAUCUACUGGGGACCUGCACAACAAAGACAAAAUGGCGUUCGUAAUUCCAGAGACAGGUCUGCCCCUGGGUGAUUCACUGACUGCCCAUACAACAAAUAUACCCAGUUGCAUUACAUAUCCGGCAGUGGAAGAAGGGAUUGCAUUUGAAAUAAAACAGCACAUGUUGAAUAUUCUACCUACUUUUCAUGGGAUAUCAUCUGAUGAUCCUAACAUGCACAUUGCAGAAUUUUUAAUGGGGUGCAAAAACAUUUUGGUGAGGGGUUUUUCAUCCGAAUCUAUUAAGCUGCGUUUAUUUCCAUACACUCUGAAAGAUCAGGCCAGGAGAUGGCUCCUCACACUCCCAUCUGGAAGCAUUACAACUUGGGCCCAACUUAGUGAAAAAUUUUUAAACAAGUAUUAUCCGGCUUCUAAGACCCCUGACAUGAGAACUCAGAUUUUAUCUUUUGCCCAAAAACCAAAUGAGGAGUUUCAUGAGGCAUGGGAGCGGUUCAAAGAGUUGACUAGAAAAUGUCCGCAUUCGGGUAUUAACACUACUGAUCAAAUGCAUAUAUUUUUCAGAGGGUUGAAUAUGACUACAAAAACUCUUGUCAACGCAUCUUGCGGAGGUUCGUACAAGGAUAAAAAUGCACAAGAGGCUUGUUUGUUAUUUGAAAAAAUGGCAGCAGAUACACAACAGUGGGCAGUUGAGCAGCCACAAUCUAGGUCUGUUUUUGAGAUGUCUAACGGUUCUCAAGUUGCUGUACAGCAGCCCUUACAAUCUGCCUGCAGCAUUUGCAGCUUGACAAAUCAUGAUUUUUUGAGCUGUCCACAUAAAGAUGCUUAUCCGGAGUUUAUGGCGGAGCAGGUUAAUUCAUUCAAUAAUUUUCAAAGUCCCAGAUAUGACCCGUAUUCAAAUUUCUACAACCCAGGUUGGAGAGAUCAUCCGAAUUUAAAGUGGGACAAAGAUCAACACACUAGGCCUCAAUUUCAACAGCAGGUACCACAACAUGCUGCACCUAAGGCUGCUUGGGAAGUUGCAAUUGAAAAAUUAGCAAAUACUACCAGUCAAGAAAUCCAAAAUCUGCAUGAAUCAAUGAAAAAUAUGGAAAAACAAAUUGGGCAAAUUGCUUUGCAGGUUUCAGAAAGGGCACCAGGUUCAUUUCCUAGUCAAACAGUACCUAAUCCAAGAAGACGAGAAGAAUGCAAUGCUAUACGGACUCUACGGUCUGGCAAAAGUUACAACAACAGCCAUGAAAAUUCUGUUGGGAAUUCGCAGGCAGCAGAACAACCCCAAACUAAAUCUGCAAUUUUUGCAGAUUCUGAAAUUUCUGCAGAUUCUGGGAAGUCCCAGGACAGAUCCGAAAAUACUGCAGAAGCUUCCACAAAGACUGCAGAACGUGUUUACGAGCCCCCUAUGCCAUAUCCAGAAAGGUUGAGACCUAAAGCUAAAGAUCAACAGUUAACAGAUUUUAUGAAGACUUUGUCUAAGGUUCAGAUUAAUCUGCCGUUAAUUGAUGCCAUCAAGAACAUUCCGUCUUAUGCCAAGUUUUGA
Messenger RNA from Malus domestica (apple), 1665 nucleotides. The record is from RefSeq and is a predicted model, not a curated record. Lineage: Eukaryota; Viridiplantae; Streptophyta; Magnoliopsida; Rosales; Rosaceae.